Aspergillus tanneri is the source of this 5496-nucleotide messenger RNA. It is a transcript of the gene RRP5, whose product is annotated as putative rRNA biogenesis protein RRP5. Gene Ontology annotation, biological process: rRNA processing. The transcript has 3 exons. Lineage: Eukaryota; Fungi; Ascomycota; Eurotiomycetes; Eurotiales; Aspergillaceae. The record is from RefSeq and is a predicted model, not a curated record. Gene Ontology annotation, cellular component: nucleolus; small-subunit processome. The coding region runs from base 1 to 5496 and encodes 1831 amino acids. Gene Ontology annotation, molecular function: RNA binding; protein binding.
AUGGCUCCAGUAAAGCGCAAAGGUGCCUCCGCGGAAGAGGUCGUCACCCGUCAACCUCAAAAACGAGUACGGGUUGGAGCUGAAGAUCGCAAAAACGACCAAAAGAGACAGAGUGCUGGCUCUUCGGGAAACAGCAAGACCAAACAUGAGACCAGCGCUGCUGCGAAGGCAUCCGAGCUUACAGUUUUGCGUGACGAUGAACCAUCGUUUCCUCGGGGUGGAGGAAGCGUUUUGACGCCUCUCGAGCGCAAACAAAUUCAAAUUCAAGCAACGAAAGAUGUCCUGUUCGAGCAGAAAGGUGCUAAACGGUCUACCGGUGAUUUUGAAACUGGAGAUGAUGAUGAGGGUGAGGAUGUGCAGAUGGAAGAUGUGGGCGACAGUACGGCCAAAAAAUCCCGGAAACGAAAGAUCAAAGGCAGAAACCGUGCUGAACAGGAGGCUCAAGAUAAGCAAACGGUGCGAAUUGAAGGCCUCAAUUUCAAGCGAAUUGUGCCAGGAACGAUGGUAUUAGGUCAGGUUUCAAGUAUUAAUGCUCACGAUAUCGGCCUUUCUUUGCCCAAUAACCUCACCGGCUACGUCCCUCUGACCGCUGUCUCGAAGGUGCUGGAAGAUAAACUUGAGAGUAUAUUAAAGGAAGACGCUAGUGACGACUCUGGCUCCGACUCAGAUGAGGAAUCUUUCGACCUGAAAGAUUACUUCUAUCUGGGCCAGUAUCUGCGUGCAUAUGUUGUGUCUGUGGGGAGCAAUGCGGCAGAUGCUAGUUCCAAGAGUAAAAAGCGCAUUGAGCUUACAGUCGACCCAAGACAAGCUAACACUGGCCUUUUGAAAUCCAACCUUGUCAAUGAUGCCACCGUUCAAGCAUCAGUGGUCAGCGUUGAGGACCACGGUUUGGUCAUGGAUUUGGGAAUCGAAGGUUCCGAUGUCAAGGGAUUUAUGUCUUCGAAGGAAAUUGACCCCAAGAUCAAUUAUUCAAACAUAAAGCAAGGAUCUGUGUUUUUGUGCAUGGUCACGGGCCAAAAUGUCAAUGGCAGCGUCAUCAAAUUGUCCGCUAACCUCCAGUCUUCCGGGUCAAUAAAAAAGUCACAUUACCUCACUUCGGCGCCCACUAUUAAUGCUUUCCUUCCUGGUACUGCAGCAGAAAUUCUUUUGACUGAAGUUUCCUCGAAUGGGAUUAGUGGAAAAAUUAUGGGCAUGCUGGAUGCAACAGUGGAUCUCGUGCAGUCUGGUGGUACUUCAGGUAAAGACGACUUGACGAAGAAGUACAACAUCGGGGCUAAAAUUAAGGGACGUCUUGUCUGCACUUUUCCUGCCUCUGAACCAUACAAGGUCGGCUUCUCAAUGCUUGAUCAAGUUCUUAAAUUUUCGUCUGGCAGCAAUGGGCCAGACUCCUCCUCUGAUGCUCCUGCUAUUUCUGCAAUUGUACCUGAGGCUAAGGUUAUCAAAGUUGAUCCUGGGCUCGGUGUUUACGUACAACUCGGAUCGACUAAACACAUUGGAUUUAUUCAUGUGUCAAGGUUAGCAGACGGUCAGGUUGAAAACAUCUCGGAGGAUCACGGGCCGUUCCGAACCGAGUCUGUCCAUGAGGCACGCGUUAUAGGCUAUAGUGCACUCGACAGCUUAUACCUGUUGUCUUUUGAAAGAAAAGUAAUUGACCAGCCUUUCCUUCGUAUCGAGGAUGUGACUGUAGGCGCCGUGGUCAAAGGGAGGGUUGAAAAACUUGUGAUUGGUCCGUCAGGUGUUGAAGGUCUGAUUGUGUCUCUAGCUGACGGUAUUUCUGGACUCGUUCCAUCUAUGCACUUUGCCGACACACCUCUUCAGUUCCCCGAAAAGAAGUUCCGGGAGGGCAUGAAUGUCUCUGCUAGGAUCUUGUCAGUGAGUUUGGAAAAGCGCCAAAUACGGCUGACCCUGAAGAAGAGCCUCCUGAAUAGCGAAUCUGCAAUUUGGAAGGACUAUCAGGACAUAAAUCCGGGGACACAGUCCCCGGGAACAAUUGUGAAUAUCAAAUCAAAUGGUGCUGUGGUUCAGUUCUAUGGCUUCGUCCGUGGUUUCCUUCCGGUCUCGGAAAUGAGCGAGGCCUACAUCAAGGACCCCUCUCAGCACUUCAGACAAGGACAGGUGGUCAAUGUCCAUGCUCUAAGUGUAGAUGCUUCUCUUGGGAAACUUGUAGUGUCUUGCAAGGACCCUUCGACAUUUACUGAGACUUAUAAAAAGGCGUUUGAAAAGGUUCAUCCUGGCUUGCUUGUCACUGGUACAGUUUUUGAAAAGUCCGACGACGAUCUACUUCUCAAGCUGGACGACUUUGGUCUUGUGGCUCGAUUAAAUCUGGAGCAUAUUACUGAUGGUAGUCCUUCAAAACAAAGCUCGACUCUUUCGAAAAUCCGUGUUGGCCAGAAGCUCAAUGAGCUCCUUGUGCUCGAUAUUCAGCGAGCCCGCAGGCUCAUUAAGGUGUCUGGCAGAGCAAGCCUCAAAAAGCCUGCUAAACAAGGGCUUAUGCCAGGGAAAUUCGAAGAUGUCCAAGAAGGGACUGAAGUUUCUGGGUUUAUCAGAAACAUUACACAGGAUGGGAUCUUUGUUGAAUUCUUGGGUGGUGUCAUCGGCCUUGUUCCCAAGCGUCUUGUUGCCGAUGAAAACACAGACAAACCGGGUUUCAACAUGACGAAGUCACAAGUGGUUUCUGCUACAGUACAUUCUAUUGACGCCGAUUUCCGAAGGUUCAUCCUAAGCAUGAAACCUUCAGAGGCAACUCGUAAGGGUCCUAAGAUACCUAAAUCCCAGUCCACCACCAAGACUACCAAUUCUGAUGACACCGUUGCAAAUGCUAUCGAUGAGGGCAUCGCUUCAAUGUCAGAUUUCACUUUCGGCAGGGUUGUCAAGUGCAAAAUCGUUUCCAUUAAGUCAACUCAAGUCAACGUUCAGCUUGCGGACAACAUCCAGGGCCGUAUUGAUGUUUCUGAAGUAUUUGACAAGUGGGAGGAUAUCAAAGACCGCAAACAACCUUUGCGGUUCUUCCGACCAAAGCAGCUGAUUUUGGCGAGAAUCCUAGGUGUCCAUGAUGCCCGCAGUCAUAAAUUCCUCCCCAUAAGCCAUCGCACCGGGAAAUACCCUGUUUUUGAACUUUCCAUCAAGCCGAGCUUCGUACAGGCUGCCAAUCCUAGCCCCUUGAACCUGGAACAAGUACAAGCUGGUUCUUCGUGGUUGGGCUUUGUUAAUAACAUUUCUGAUGACUGCCUCUGGGUGAACUUGUCUCCUAACGUUCGAGGGAGAUUGCGUUUCAUGGAUGCAUCUGAUGACUUGUCCCUCCUUGCCGAUGUAGAGAAGCACUUCCCGAUUGGCUCUGCACUGAAGAUUCAUGUUACGGCGGUUGACACUGAGAAAGGUCGCCUGGAUCUCUCAGCCAGACAACGUUCCGAUAAACUUUCAUUUGCGGAUAUUUCUACAGGCAUGGUCUUACCUGGGAGAGUCACGAAAGUCACUGAGAGACAACUUGUUAUGCAGCUUAGCGAUACUAUUGUUGGCGCGGUUGACUUGGUUGACAUGGCGGACGAUUAUUCGAAGGCAAAUCCAACGAUCUACCAAAAGAACGAAGUUCUCCGCGCAUGCGUUGUUGCUGUUGAUAAAGCUAACAAGAAGAUCUCCUUGUCACUUCGGCCAUCGAAGGUUCUAAGCUCAUCGUUGCCGGUGCAGGACCCCGAAAUCUCGUCAGCAAAGCAGCUAAAGGUGAAUGAUAUUGUACGAGGAUUCGUACGGAGGGUGGCUGAUAAUGGUCUCUUUGUAACGCUGGGCCAUGGUGUCACGGCCUACGUCCGGGUCUCUGACCUUUCGGACUCCUACCUCAAGGAGUGGAAAGACUCUUUCCAGGCUGAUCAAUUGGUUAAGGGCCGAAUUUCUGUGGUUGAUGUGGAACAGGGCAAACUCCAGAUGAGCCUGAAAGAAUCCGUUUUGGAUCCAAACUACAAAGCUCCAAUCACACUUAAUGAUCUCAAACAGGGUCAAGUUGUCACCGGCAAAGUCCGCAAGGUUGAGGAAUUUGGUGCCUUCAUUGUUAUUGACGGGUCUAAGAAUAUUAGUGGACUCUGCCAUCGUAGUGAAAUGGCUGAGACCCGCGUGGAAGAUGCCAGAUCUCUCUACGAAGAAGGCGAUUCCGUCAAAGCCAAGAUUAUAAAAAUCGACCGCAACCAGGGAAAGAUCUCAUUUGGACUUAAAGCCUCUUAUUUCAAUGAUGACGAUGUCGAAAGCAACGAAGACGACGACGAUUCGGAGGGUGUCAGCGUAUAUGGGUUUAAUGGAAUCGAUGGGGAAGGAAGUGAUAGUGAAGGGGAGGGUGACGACGAUGAAGGCGAUGACAGCGACGCCUCUAUGGGAGGAGUGGAUAUCGAAGACAACAGUGAAGAUGAAUCGGAGCAGGAUAAGGAUGAGCCCAUGGCCGACGUACCCUCCAGGCGCAAGGAGGGAGGUCUUGGUGGUCUUGGUGCAAAUGCCUUUGAUUGGAGUGGUAACAUCCAGGAUGAAGAUGCUGCUGUUGCAUCAGACUCGGAUGAUGAGGACGAGUCACGCAAGAAGAGGAAGAAGCACCGCAGGCCCGAGAUCCAAGUUGAUCGGACUGGCGAGUUGGACGCUCAUGGCCCGCAAUCCGUAGCCGACUACGAAAGACUCUUACUCGGCGAGCCUGACUCUUCAACGCUUUGGCUUCAGUAUAUGGCCUUCCAGCUAGAACUGGGCGAGGUUGACAAAACAAGAGAAAUUGCUGAACGUGCCCUCCGCACCAUCGCCAUUGGGCAAGACACCGAAAAGUUGAACAUUUGGGUGGCCCUCCUUAACCUGGAGAACACUUAUGGAGACGAUGACACUCUGGACGAAGUUUUCAAGCGCGCUUGUCAGUACAACGAUCCGCAGGAGAUUUACGAGCGAAUGAUCAGCAUUUACAUCCAGUCGGGCAAAAUCGAGAAAGCGGAUGAGCUUUUCCAAACCGCUCUGAAGAAGAAAGUUUCUUCAACGCCUAAAUUCUUCCUCAACUAUGCCAGUUUCCUGUUUGAUAACAUGGCUGCUCCCGACCGUGGCCGUGCCUUGCUUCCCCGUGCCCUCCAGUCUCUGCCUUCUCAUACCCACGUAGAGACGACGUCGAAAUUUGGACAGCUGGAAUUCCGUUCGUCGAAUGGUGAUGUUGAGCGCGGACGUACUGUCUUUGAAGGCCUCCUCUCCUCGUUCCCUAAGCGGGUCGACCUCUGGAAUAUCCUCCUGGAUUUGGAGAUCAAGACCGGUGACGCGGAGCAAGUCCGACGUCUCUUCGAGCGGGUGCUUGGAAUUCGAGACACCAAAAAGGGCACUAUUUUGGUGGACGAUGACAAGAAGGUCCGGCCCAAGCAAGCCCGGUUCUUCUUCAAGAAAUGGUUGGCCUUUGAGGAGAAGCUGGCCGCUGGGGACAGUGGGAACAGCAAGAUGGUCGAGGAGAUCAAAGCGAAGGCCGCCGAGUAUGUGAAGUCCCUACAAAAGGAGUGA